AUGGCUAUGGAUCGGAGGACGGUUACUUCCCUUUCAACUGCGCAGUUCUCGAGUUACGCGCCAUUCACCCAAUUUGCUCGGGCAGCUUAUUGCGAUGGAUUCCAAGAUUGGACUUGUGGGGCCGCAUGCGACGCAAAUGCUGAUUUCGAAGUAUCACUCGCUGGUGGUGAUGACAGCGAUAUUCAAAAUUAUUUUGUAGGCUUCUCACCAUCGUUGAGCAGUAUCAUUGUGGCACACGAAGGAACCGAUCCCUUGCAGCUUGAAUCCGAUUUGACCGAUGUGGAGGUUCUACUGGCCAGCCUAGAUACAUCCUUGUUCCCUGGUAUUUCAUCUAGUGUGCAGGUGCAUGACGGAUUCAAAAAUGAGCAUGCAAAGACAGCUAGUGUCAUCCUUGCUGAGGUGAGGACGUUGAUGGCUUCGAAGAAUACUAAGAAUGUUAUGGCUGUUGGGCAUUCCCUUGGAGGUGCUCUUGCUGAGAUCGAUGCCUUAUUUUUUGCCUUGAAUUUACCUUCUGGGAGCAACAUUUCGGCCGUAACAUAUGGUACCCCUCGUGUAGGUAAUCCUGCAUUUGCUAGCCUGAUUGACCAACAUGUGCCGAGUUUCAAGCACAUCAACAACGAGAAGGAUCUUAUUCCAAUUGUCCCAGGCAGGUUUCUAGGCUAUGCUCAUCCGGCGGGUGAGAUACAUAUCAUCUCACCUGGAAAUGUGGUGCUUUGCUCCGGUGAUGAUGAUGCAACUGACUCGCAAUGCAUAAUUGACACGGUCCCCAAUAUCUUUGAGGGAGAUAUUUUAAAUCAUCUGGGUCCAUAUGACGGGAUCUCCAUUGGAACUCUGGCUUGCUGA
This is a messenger RNA of Lentinula edodes (shiitake mushroom), 843 nucleotides long. RefSeq names its product alpha/beta-hydrolase. The record is from RefSeq and is a predicted model, not a curated record. Gene Ontology annotation, biological process: lipid metabolic process. The transcript is spliced from 11 exons. The coding region runs from base 1 to 843 and encodes 280 amino acids. NCBI's taxonomy places the organism in Eukaryota, Fungi, Basidiomycota, Agaricomycetes, Agaricales, Omphalotaceae.